Molecule: messenger RNA, 2530 nt
Organism: Chenopodium quinoa (quinoa)
Lineage: Eukaryota; Viridiplantae; Streptophyta; Magnoliopsida; Caryophyllales; Amaranthaceae
Product: serine/threonine protein phosphatase 2A 57 kDa regulatory subunit B' theta isoform-like
Exons: 3
Coding region: 578-2149 (523 amino acids)
Biological process (GO): signal transduction
Cellular component (GO): protein phosphatase type 2A complex
Molecular function (GO): protein phosphatase regulator activity
Source: RefSeq, a predicted model, not a curated record
UUGAAAAAAAGUUAUUUCUUUAAUUUUAUAAAAAAAAAUAAUAAAAUUAGACUGUCAUUUUCUCAUCUCUUAUUCAUAGUGGAUUUACACGUCCUGGGUUUCUUUUUCUCUUUUGUUUUUUGAAUUAGGCCCCCCAAAAGAUUGAAUCUUUGUUCUGCUAAACCCCCCAAAAAUAAUUUUUUUGAAGAGGGCAUAAUAUUGUUUCUGGGAAAAAUCAGAAAAUUAAUUUGCAAGAAGUACCAAGAGUUGAAGCACUAGGGUUUUGAUUAUAAUUUGUGAAGAAAGAAGAGAUUUUGCAUGCUUCUGGGUGAAUUUUGAACUUCAUUUGGCAUCUGGGUUAGUGUAAUUUUUUGAGUUAAGUGUUAAUAUGAAUGUAUUUGUGUUUUAAUGGGGAAGUUAUCAUCUGGCUUUGUUUGAUUGAUUCUGAAUUUGAUGAACAAAUUUGCUUCUGAGAAGGAAGGAGGAUUAUAUGUAUGUUUCUUGUGUAAUUGUUGUUGGUAGUUUUUAGUGAAAUUUGUUUGUUUUGGAGGUUUUGAGAGGUUGGCAUCUGGGGUGCUAUUUUGUGGGUGUGUGAGCAAUGUUUAAGCAAAUACUUAGUAAGAUUCCACGGAAAUCGUCAAAAUCAUCGGAGAAUCGAGAGCAUAAGAAUGCUUCUAGUGCUGGUUUGAAUGCAUCCAGCAGUGCGAGGAAGAGUGAUGUGGGGUCUAACAGGACUAGUAAUAAUCAGCACAAUAUGGGUACAAAUGGUGCUUUGAGUGCAGGGCAGAAUCAGGGAAAGAAAGUGUCUAGAACUGUGGAUACAAUGAUGAAUGGUGUUAUGCUGUCUUCUUAUGAAGCGUUGCCGAGUUUUAGGGAUGUACCGUGCUCGGAGAAGCAGAGCUUGUUUAUUAGAAAGCUUCAUAUGUGCUGUGUUUUAUUUGAUUUCCAUGAUCCAACAAAGAAUCUGAGAGAAAAGGAGGUAAAGAGACAGACAUUGUUGGAACUGGUAGAUUAUCUUUCUUCGGCGAAUGGGAAGUUUUCAGAGAAUGUAAUGCAGGAAAUCAUAAAGAUGGUGUCGGCAAACUUGUUUCGGUCUCUUGCUGCUCAGCCGAGAGAGAACAAAGUCAUAGAGGCAUUUGAUGUUGAAGACGAGGAGCCUUUGAUGGAUGCAUCAUGGCCUAAUUUGCAGAUAGUGUAUGAGUUCUUGUUGAGAUUUGUGGCGUCUCCUGAGACUGAUGCUAAAUUAGCUAAGAGGUAUGUUGAUCAUUCCUUUGUGUUGAAGCUGUUAGAUCUUUUUGAUUCUGAAGAUCCCCGCGAAAGAGAAUAUCUGAAGACAAUUCUACAUCGCAUAUACGGGAAGUUUAUGGUGCAUCGUCCGUAUAUUAGGAAGGCAAUUAACCACAUAUUUUACCAAUUUAUCUUUGAGACUGAGAAACAUAAUGGGAUUGCUGAACUUCUAGAGAUACUUGGAAGCAUUAUAAAUGGAUUUGCUCUGCCACUGAAAGAAGAGCACAAGCUCUUUCUUGUUAGGGCACUAAUACCUCUGCAUAAACCGAGGUGCUUGCCUAUGUAUCACCAACAAUUAUCUUACUGCAUUACACAAUUUGUGGAGAAAGACUGCAAGCUUGCUGAUUCUGUAAUUAGAGGGCUAUUGAAGUAUUGGCCAAUCAUCAAUAGUUCUAAGGAAGUGAUGUACUUAAGUGAGUUGGAAGAAGUUUUAGAAGCAACACAACUGCCAGAAUUCCAACGAAGUGUAGUGCCCUUAUUCCGUCAAAUUGCCCGUUGCUUGAAUAGUUCGCAUUUCCAGGUCGCAGAGAGGGCAUUGUUCCUCUGGAACAACGACCACAUUGAAAACUUGAUCAAACAAAACUGCAAGGUUAUUCUGCCUAUCGUCUUCCCUGCACUGGAAAGGAAUGCAAGAAAUCAUUGGAACCAGGCUGUUCACAGCUUAACUCUCAAUGUGCGUAAGAUUUUCUCCGAUCUUGAUCCCGAGCUUUUCGAGGAGUGUUUACUCAAGUUUCAGGAAGACGAAUCAAAGGAAGAGGAAAUGAGAGCAAAACGCGAAGCAACAUGGAAAAGGUUAGAAGAAAUAGCUGCUGAAAAAGCAAAAAGUAGCGAACCUGUCCUCGUCCCCCUCAUUUUACCAGCCCGUACCACUUCUGGUCUUUGAUCCAAAGAUCGAUCUUUUUUUGACGCCAAUUUCAUUACUGACAGGGUUCUGGUGAUGGAGUUUCAUGUAUGGUCAUUGAUUUAAUUCGUUACUACCCUCCUGUAUUUUUGGCCGAAAGUCCAAAAAAACAAGGUAAAAAAAAAAAAAUGCGUUAGCCAAUGUUUGUAGCUUAUGUUUAAAUUUCUAAAACUCUUUAGUUUAGAUUUACUAGGGCUUAAAAGUAUGGGUAGAUAUAUUAAUUGAAAAGAGUAAGGAGAAUGGCAUAAGAUUAGGAUUUUCUGCAAUUUGCAGCAGUUGGAAAACUUUGUACAGUUGUGAUAUUCCUGGUUUGGCUUUAUUAUAUAAUUAAUGGCUGCUUUUAAAGUUGUUUUGUCUGAUAAA